Messenger RNA from Morchella sextelata, 3393 nucleotides. RefSeq lists its product as uncharacterized. NCBI's taxonomy places the organism in Eukaryota, Fungi, Ascomycota, Pezizomycetes, Pezizales, Morchellaceae. Bases 1 to 3393 code for a protein of 1130 amino acids. The transcript has 5 exons. The record is from RefSeq and is a predicted model, not a curated record.
AUGUCACUUCCCACCGCCUCUGAGCAAAUCCCUCCCACGAGACCGCCUCCAAAUGUGUCAAGAGAUUCCGGGUCACGCCUAAAGAUCCCCGAGGGCGAAGUAUGGGAUACAUUUUUUGUAGAAGAUACCUGUGCGCUGAAGGAUUCGCCAGACACCAUCGGCGUUGUGGCAAAAACAUGGCAUGACAUAGACGAUUUGGACAAUUGGGAAGAAAUAGAUGAGUGUGUUCCAGGAAAAUACGCCUCCGAUGAAGACGUGAUGGAAUUUCGGUCAACUGGCCAGCCACCCCGGAAUUAUCUUCUCCUUACACCUUCGUCUCCGGCUAUGCCCUCCAUGCUCCUCCACGAGUCAGAAUUGGUCCUUCUUGAUCGCGCUCUUGCCUUCGGCGAUGUUGUUAAGAAGAAUUUAACAUCUCCCCUUUCCGGUACAGUUGUCUCUGUGUCCACUUCAGUUGGCCUUCGUCACUCUUUUGUCGACCCGCAUGAACCGACGGAAAACUAUGGUCUUAUUCCAGACGUUGGGGAGCAGGAGCUGGUACUUUCGAGGGAAUGGACCAACGGUGAUUUUGUUAUAUAUAAGAAUUGCUGGAUGGGUGUAGUAGAAGAGGUUUUUGAUGAGGUUGCCGUGCGACUUCAGAACGGAAGUGUUGUCGUUGUUGAAAACGCCUGGCAGCUUGAGAUUCCAGUAUUAAGUGCGGAAGAGGAGGCACAGCAUCAGAACAUCAACUCUCUAAUAAAUGGAAUUGGAGAGGGAAAGGCAGAAGGGAAACCUACCGGCACAUCUGGGAGGAGACCUUCCAGACCAAAAACCAUUCCCUCACCAUAUCACCUUUCCGCGGGUCAGACUGUAUCAACGAACAAAGCGAACCUCCGAAGAGGUCGUUGGUUGUAUGGUGCAUAUAAUGCAAGUAUCCCUCCUAUUGGCGUCGUUGUGGAUGUCACUACUUCAAAACUCCAUGUGACCUGGCUAUGUCAAAACAUGAUCGUUCCUGGUCGUUUUGUGCCCGUCCAAAGGCCAGAUAUGGUUAUCGAAACAGAAGCCGAGAUUUCAAAGCUCAAGAAGUUCACAAAAUCCAUGGGAGGUUUCGUUGAUCUUGAGGGCAAGCCUUUUGCGAGCAUGGAUGCUACUCAAACAGGGGGCUCACUAGAGGUGGGGGAUAGAGUCCGUUUUAGAGAUCUUGAGGCGGCCUUGGAAAAAUACCAAGGUCGUGUCAGGAAAAUCUCAAGAAGCGAAUCUCUAGGCUUUGAGAUCAACACUUUCGUUGUGGUUGAAACGAAGACCCGUGUAAGAGUGAUGUGGCAGGACUUGACUGAAACCCUCGAGGAAGCUCGUGGGAUUGUGCCAUACCUGAAUGUCGAUGAGCACGAUGUUUGGCCAGGUGAAAUGGUCGUCAUCAAAGAGGAGCCAGUUGAAGAUAAGGCCAAGCCAAGUGAAAUCAACCAUGAUGGAAGACAACAAUUUCAAGGGGCCUGGCAAUACUUCAAUGAAAAUCUUCUUGGGCCGUCUUCAGAAGCAGUCCCUGUGCCGGAUUUUAUUAAGCCUGAGAAGGUUGGCGUCGUUCAGACUGUAAACCCAGCAGAAAGGGUUGCGAAGGUAAUCUGGUUUGCAGAUCCGAAAGUAGAGAUCGCAGGAAACAUUAUGAUUCCUGGAUCAAAGACUGGAACAUUAGGAAAUAAAGUGGAGGACGCCAGUCUCUAUGAGGUCAUUGCCCACCAAUCUAUGGGCGUAAGGAGGGGUGAUUUCGUCCUUAUUGCGCCUGAAAAGGACAUAUCUGAAGAGCAAGGAGAACCCAAUACCACUAACGCCGGUGAUAUUACUCCUGUUGCUCCAACGAAUCAACAGUCCUCCGGGGGUCAAUUGCAGCAGAUGGCAGACGGCUUGCGAGGGAUGAUCGAUGGCGGAUUAUUAGCAAAUCUGAGCGCAGCUUUAGGAACUAGUAACCAUCCGCAGUUUCAAGCCGUCAGUAGGAUGCUGAGUCAAUUCCCGUUGAUAAAUAAUUAUUCCGAAAAUACAAAUCCCCCAGCUGUAGCUCCUCGGAACAUGAACAACGAAGAUUUUUAUCUAAAUCAACCUCUGGAAUGGAUUGGCGAAGUUAUUGAUCUGGGCUUAGAUGGACUAAUCACUGUGCGUCUCGGUGCCCUAGACGAGCCAAAGGAUAUUAAAGUUUCAAUCGAACGACUACACAUCAUUUUCACCGGUGAGAUGGACUUUGAUUCACCUGGUGAUGAGGAUGACGAAGACGAUGAGUACGAUAGUGAAGAGAGUGGAUCGGAUGAAGAUGACGAAUUUGAUGACGAUGACGACGAAAUAUGGAGGGGAGAUAAUAUAGUUAUUGACGAACAGGUAUACUAUCAAGGCGGUGAAAGGAUAGAAAAUGAUGGUGGCGAAGAAGCAUGGUCAACAGACGAUGAGGCGGAUGAUAUGGAUUUCGAAGGUGAUUCUGUUGUUUCAAAACAACCAAUCGGCCUAGAUUCUGAUGGCGAUACUAUGAUGGGUAAUCCUAGUGCUGGGAAGGGUGCAGAAUCGGUAACCGAAGAUAUAAAAGAGUCCACGGAUGAUAAAAUAUUACUUCCUCCACCAAUCCCAGAGGGCAUGCCAGCGCCACAGGCCUUUUCUAUUCCCACUUCUUCGAAACAACUGGAGAGAUUUGCGAUAUUGGAAAGCGCCGUUCCUGCAGAUCAUGCAUUUGGUGGACAGCCCGAAACUCCUGUAGAUCCCAAGUUCCUUAGACGCAUCAACAAGGAGCAUGCAAUCCUCUCAUCGUCUCUUCCUGAUGGGAUCCUCGUGCGCACAUGGGAUCGCCGAAUUGACUUGAUGAGAGUCUUAAUCAUUGGCCCUCUCAACACGCCGUAUGAACUUGCCCCGUUCGUGUUCGAUUUUCAUUUCUCGGCAAAUUUCCCGCAUUCACCACCACUGGCGCACUUUCAUAGCUGGACUGGAGGCAUAGGAAGGGUCAAUCCGAAUUUAUACGAGGAUGACCCUCUCCGCGCAGAUGAGGCUGGCUUUAACGUCUACGUUGGUUCCAAAGACGCAACACUUAACUCAGCUCUUUACUCUGAGAAGGCAUUUAUUCUAGCACGUGGCUUUGUCAAGCACGUUUUGCAGAGACCUGUCCUGGGUUUCGAGGAUGAGAUCAAGUGGCUGUACAUGCCUGGACAGCCUGAAGGGCCAGAGCUGUUGAACGAGGUUAUCAAAAGGGCUAAAGAGGUCGUGGCGAGGAGUUCAGCUCCGAGGAAAAUUGAGGACGGCGAAGCAUCUGCUGAGGUCGGGAGCGAGGGCGUGGGUAGGGUGUCUGCGGGAGCUCUUGUGUUGCUGAAGAAGCAUCUGGAGGCAUUGGAGGGAAUCCUGGAAGAAGGAGCGGGGGGAACAGAGGUCGUCUCCGAGUCUGCGUAA